Messenger RNA from Mesocricetus auratus (golden hamster), 1946 nucleotides. It is a transcript of the gene Wdr4, whose product is annotated as WD repeat domain 4. The transcript is spliced from 11 exons. The record is from RefSeq and is a predicted model, not a curated record. The coding region runs from base 67 to 1308 and encodes 413 amino acids. Gene Ontology annotation, biological process: RNA (guanine-N7)-methylation. Gene Ontology annotation, molecular function: tRNA (guanine(46)-N7)-methyltransferase activity; protein binding. NCBI's taxonomy places the organism in Eukaryota, Metazoa, Chordata, Mammalia, Rodentia, Cricetidae. Gene Ontology annotation, cellular component: cytosol; nucleus; tRNA methyltransferase complex.
GUCACUGGCCUGCGCCAGCAGAAAGGGCGCUGUGCGUUGCACGUGAGCGAGGGCGCGGGCGGGCCCAUGGCGAGCUCCGCGGGGCUGGCGCUGUGCGGCCAAACGCUGGUGGUGCGGGGCGGCAGCAGAUUCCUGGCCAUCUCCACUGCAAGCAGUGACGAUGACUGUGCCGUCUUCACGUACGACUGCAGUGCUGCGGAGAAGAAGCCCUCGCCAGAAGAUAAAGGGGAGGACGGACAGCCCACAGACAAGGGGAGUGACACGAUUCUGGCGUCCACCUUCUCCAAGUCUGGCAGCUAUUUUGCUUUAACUGAUGACAGUAAGCGUCUGAUUCUUUUCCGUACAAAACCAUGGCAAUGUCUGAGUGUCAGGACUGUGGUGCGGAGGUGCACUGCCCUGACUUUCACAGCCUCAGAAGAUUGGGUCCUGGUGGCUGACAAGUCUGGAGAUGUCUACUCCUUCUCGGUGCAGGAGCCCGAUGGAUGUGGCAAGCUGGAACUUGGGCACCUCUCCAUGCUGCUAGACGUGGCUGUGAGUCCUGAUGACCAACUUGUGCUCACUUCGGAUCGGGAUGAGAAGAUCCGGGUCAGCUGGGCUGCUGCUCCGCACAGCAUCGAGGCUUUCUGCUUGGGACACACAGAGUUUGUGAGCCGCAUCUUGAUUGUGCCCAGUCACCCUGAGCUGCUGCUUUCCUCCUCUGGGGAUGGUACCUUGAGACUUUGGGAGUACAGGAGUGGCUGCCAGCUGCAGUGCUGUGACCUGGCCAGCCUACGGGAGCCUGCAGACCACCAAGGCCACAAGGGGUUGGCUGCAUCCAGGAUUGCAUUCUGGAGACAAGAGAGCUGUGUGGUGCUUCUGUGUGAGUGCGUUCCUGUGGUCUUCAUCUUCCAGCUUGACGCCAGCAAACAGCAGCUGGUGUUCAUGCAGCAGCUGACUUUCCCUCAUCGCGUGUGGGAUGUCGUCUUUGAGGAGUCGCAGGGGCUGUGGGUUCUGCAGGACUGUCGUGAUGCUCCCCUAGUGCUCUGGAGGCCCGUGGGUGGUCAGUGGCAGGCUGUUCCUGAAGGUGCUGUGUCCCGGAGACUCUGCAGCCAUCUCCGUGAGAGCUGGGCCAUGCUGGAAGGCUCUGUGGGUGCAGAUGAUGCCUUCCGCAGUCUUUACAAGGUCACCUUUGACAACAUGACCUCUUAUCUGAAGAAGAAGGAAGAGAGAGUACAGCAGCAGCUGAAGAAGCGACGAAGGAGCCCCCUCCCACAUUCCCCAGAGCAGACCAAAAAGGCGUCCCCGGGGCAGUCAGCCCUUAGUUGCUGACCUUGGGCUUGGCAGCAGCUCUCCCUUCUCCCUCCUGCCUGGUUCGUCCACAAGGAGGGAGAUCACGGCAGCUCAGUCCCUGCCCCUAUCUCCACAACCAUCUUUGUCACAGAGGACAGCCUCCUGGUUAUCUGUGCCUCCUGGUGGCAGGAAGGAUGAGGUGUGUUAGCCUAGCUAAUGAUUCUGCACAGCUGUGUGGCAGCGCCUUCACAUUGAAGGACACACUGACCUGCUGCUCCACGUCUGUCUGCCAGUGCCCACAGCGCUGCCUGCAGGUCAUCUCUAGGAGUCCCUCGGGCAGGACCUGUGUCCACGCCAUUGCUGUGCGCUCUCCAGGGGGAGCCCGGCGUGGCUCACAGGGAGCUGCUUGCUGCUGGCAGAUUCAGUUGGUGCCGUUGCUCUGUACUCAUGAAGCCACCUGUGGUGAGGGCCUCAGUCUGGGCCACGCAGGGAAGCAGGCAUGGUAUCGGUGUGGAGCAGGCCUGCUACAGGGCAUGUAAGGAUACGACCUUGGCCAGGCCUGGAUGCACAGGGAUGACCUGUGAUGUGGGUCCAUCGCUUUGAACUCUGCAGAACAAGAACAGCAGGGAAUCAGCUGAACACAGCAUCAAUAAAGACAAACUUUUCAUAGCUUUCUA